Molecule: messenger RNA, 390 nt
Organism: Macrosiphum euphorbiae (potato aphid)
Lineage: Eukaryota; Metazoa; Arthropoda; Insecta; Hemiptera; Aphididae
Source: the annotation of a GenBank genome assembly
AUGUCCUCUGCACCGACAUCGUUACCAUUAAUGAGUACAAAUCUUACCCCAUCUACGUCUCCUAUAUCUGUAUCGUUGAAAUUAGCAAAUUUAAGUAUUACACCAUCUGCGUCAUCUGGAUAUAACCUAGUGACUUCGCCGAGUUCAAAUUCUACUCAAGCUCUAUCACCUUCAUCAACUUCAUUAGAAUCUACAAGUUUAGAUCCUACCUUUAUCAUAACUUCUCCAUUUAAUGUACAAAGUUCAGCUCCCAUCCUAUACACAUCUGAAUUAUUAGAGCCACUUUGUACAACUCCUACUCCCGUUUUAUCUACUCAUUUGUAUUUAUCAAAGUUAACUCUUAAUCUUGACCGGCCAACUGUACCUACUGCUUUAUACUUGCCGAGUUAA